AGUGCUGAGGAGCCAGAGUCACCACCGGGUUGCCAGACGCUGGAAUGGGUGGUCUCCCGACACACACCACCAUCUUUCUUGCGCCUGGGAAGCUCGGGACGAGGUGGCUCCCAGAGGCUGCGGCAGCUCUGGCCAGGCUGGAAUAGGCAAGCCAAGAGGCUGAAAAUCUGAAGAAUGUUUCCAAAGGGUAAUUUGGCUGUCACUUGCUGGGUAUGGAGGAGCAUGAGGAAGUUAUUUCUAUUCCUUUUUCUCUUGCUGUUCCAUGCAGCUCAUUUGGAAGGCAGAAAGGAUAAUCAGUUCAUCUGGAAACCAGGCCCGUGGGGCAGGUGUGCCGGAGACUGCGGAGCUGGAGGAGUCCAGACGCGUGCGCUGUGGUGCUUCCACUUCGACGGCUGGACAAGUCACCUCUCUAACUGUGAUGAGAGCAGCAGGCCUCCAAAGGAAAGAAGCUGUUUCCGAGUCUGUGACUGGCACCGCGACCUCUUCCACUGGGAGGUUUCCGACUGGCACCACUGCGCGCUUGCUCCGGCCACCCCGGGCCACGCGGGGCCGCGGACUGCGGAGUGCGUGACGGCGCAGCACGGGCUGCAGCACCGCACUGGGCGCUGUGUUCAGAGGUGGAACGGAACCGUGGUUGCGAAUGAAAUAUGUGAACACUUUGCCCCCCAGCCCCCCACGGAACAAGCUUGCCUGAUUCCUUGUCCCCGGGAUUGUGUUGUAUCUGAGUUCUCACAGUGGUCCACGUGUAGCAAGGGCUGUGGGAAGCAGCUGCAGCACAGAACUCGCGUGGCCAUUGCGCCCCCUCUCUAUGGAGGUUCUCAGUGUCCCAAUCUGACUGAGUCAAGAAUCUGUGACGCCCCCAUUUCCUGUCCACUCGGGGAAGAGGAAUAUACUUUUAGCCUUAAAGUUGGACCGUGGAGUAAAUGUAGACUGCCUCAUCUUAAAGAAGUUAACCUAAACGGAAGACCUGUUCUGGAUUUGAGCUCUGAUUCCAAGGAGCGCGUCACCUCCAGGCAUCAGAGUUACAAGCCACAUCACCAUGCCAAGCCCUGGGACAUAGAGAUCGGCUAUCAAACCCGGCAGGUUUGGUGUACAAGAAGUGAUGGGAAAAAUGCGAUGUUAAGCCUUUGCACGAGAGACUCCUUCCCUUUGACCGUCCAGUCCUGCGUCAUGCCGAAAGACUGUGAGACUUCCCAGUGGUCCUCCUGGGGUCCCUGCUCCAAGACGUGUCGCUCAGGGAGCCUGUCACCAGGGUUCAGGAGCAGGAGCCGGAACGUGAAGCACGUUGCUGUUGGAGGAGGAAAGGGGUGCCCUGAACUCCUGGAGAAGCAGGCCUGCAUCGCGGAAGGAGGACUCCUGCAGCCUUGUCCCAGGUAUUCCUGGAGGACUUCUGAGUGGAAAGAAUGCCAAGUGUCUCUCCUUCUGGAGCAGCAGGACCCCCACUGGCAUGAGUCGGGACCCGUGUGUGGCGGUGGGAUCCAGACCCGGGAGGUGUACUGUGCCCAGAGCACGCCAGCGUCCACCGCACAGAGGACCAAGGAAGUGUUUAGACCUGUGGACAAGACGUUGUGUUUGGGCCCUGCCCCUGCAGCCUCUCAGCUCUGCAGCACCCCUUGCUCUACAGACUGUGUAGUAUCUUCCUGGUCAGCCUGGGGCCUGUGCAUCCAUGAACACUGCCACGAUCCCCAGGGGAGGAAAGGAUUCAGAAUGAGACAGCGCCAGGUCCUCAUGGAAUCCAUGGGACCUGCAGGACACUGCCCUCAUUUGGUCGAAUCCGUUCCCUGUGACGAUCCGAUGUGUUACCGAUGGCUGACCUCUGAAGGGAUCUGUAUCCCCGAUCACGGAAAGUGUGGCCUGGGACAUCGCAUCCUGAAGGCCGUCUGCCAGAACGACCGCGGAGAAGAUGUAUCAGGGACUCUCUGCCCAGCAGCUCCUCCUCCUGAGCGGAUGGCUUGUGAAAUUCCCUGCAGGAUGGAUUGUGUGGUGAGCGAGUGGACAGAGUGGUCAUCUUGCUCCCAGUCUUGUUCAAACAAAAACUCGGAUGGGAAACAGACCAGGUCAAGGACUAUCCUGGCAUUGGCUGGAGAAGGUGGAAAACCAUGCCCCCCUAGUCAGGCCCUCCAAGAAUAUCGAUCAUGCAAUGACCAUUCCUGUAUGCAGCUCUAUUGGGAGACAUCGCCUUGGGGCCCCUGCUCUGAAGACACACUGAUCACUGCCCUCAAUGCAACCAUUGGAUGGAAUGGAGAAGCUACAUGUGGUGUGGGCAUUCAGACACGAAAGGUGUUUUGUGUCAAGAGUCACGUGGGACAAGUGAUGACCAAAAGAUGUCCAGAUUCCACUCGGCCAGAAACAAUGCGCCCUUGUCACCUCCCGUGCAAAAAAGACUGUGUUGUGACCGCGUUCAGUGAGUGGACGCCCUGCCCGAGGCUGUGCAAAUCAGGAAAUGCCACAACAAGACAGUCUCGAUACAGGAUCAUCAACCAGGAGGCAGCCAAUGGAGGUCGAGAGUGCCCAGAUACCUUAUUUGAAGAGCGAGAGUGUGAAGAGGUCUCAUUGUGCCCUAUAUAUCGGUGGAGGCCUCAGAAGUGGAGCCCCUGUGUCUUGGUGCCAGAGUCUGUCAGGCAGGGAAUAAUGAGCACCAGUGAAGCCUGUGGAAAAGGGGUGCAAACGAGAGCUGUCUCAUGCAUCUCUGAUGACAACGAGUCAGCAGAAAUGGCCGAGUGCCUCAAGCAGGCAAAUAGCAUGCCUCCCCUUGUGCAAGAAUGCACCGUCCCUUGUCGGGACGACUGCACCUUCACUGCUUGGUCCAAGUUUACGCCCUGCUCCACAAAUUGUGAAACAACCCGAAGCAGACGGCGACAGCUCACAGGAAAAAGCCGGAAGAAGGAGAAAUGCCAGGAUGCUGACAUUUACCCGCUAGUGGAAACAGAACCCUGUCCUUGUGAUGUGUUUACAUCUCAACCUUAUGGAAAUUGGUCCGAUUGCAUUCUCCCUGAAAGCAGAAGGGACCCUCAGCGAGGACUGCGGGUGCAAGGGGACAGCAAGCAGUGUGGACAGGGCGUGCGCCUUCAAGCGCGAGCUUGCUCCGACAAAAGUGGAAGGCCUGUGGACCCCUCCCUCUGCGGCAGCUCUGGUUAUAUUCAAGAAGACUGUGUCAUCCCCUGCCCAUUUGAUUGCAAGCUAAGCGAUUGGUCCAGCUGGGGGUCUUGCAGUUCCUCCUGUGGGAUUGGGGUGAGAAUUCGAUCCAAAUGGCUAAAAGAAAAACCUUACAAUGGAGGUCGCCCAUGUCCUAAACUGGAUCUCAAGAAUCAGGUGCACGAAGCAGUCCCAUGUUACAGUGAGUGCAAUCAGUAUUCCUGGGUUGUAGAACACUGGUCUCCAUGCAGAAUCCACAGUGAGCUGAGGUCCCUGCGCUGUGGAGGAGGAACGCAGUCUAGGAAAGUCAGAUGUGUGAACACCGCUGUUGGUGAAGCCGGAGCAGUGAACACCAGCCUCUGCGACCAGGAUGGAAUACCCCCGGAAACCCAACCCUGCUCUCUCCUCUGUCCCAGUGAAUGUGUCAUGUCCACAUGGGGACCAUGGAGCCAGUGCCCACAGUCAUGUGAUCCCCACACUAUGCAGAGGAGAACUCGCCACCUGCUGAGGCCCUCGCUGAGCUCAAGGACCUGUGCCGAAGACUCCCAGGUGCGGCCUUGUCUCCUCAAUGAAAACUGCUUCCAGUUCCAGUACAAUCUGACAGACUGGAGCACGUGCCAGCUGCACGAAAACGCGACCUGUGGGCAAGGCGUCAGGACUCGCCUCCUGAGCUGUGUGCGCAGCGACGGCAAGCGGGUCGGCGUGGACCAGUGUGAGCAGCGUAACUUGGAGAAGCCCCAGAGAAUGAGCCUUCACUGCCUGGUGGAGUGUGUGGUCAACUAUCAGCUCUCGGAGUGGACAGCUUGGACAGAGUGUUCACAGACUUGUGGCCGUGGAGGUCGAAUGAGCCGGACUCGAUUUAUCAUGCUGCCAACCCAAGGGGAAGGACGGCCAUGCCCCACAGAGCUUACCCAGCAGAAAACCUGUCCAGUGACCCCCUGCUACAGCUGGGUCCUCGGCAACUGGUCUGCAUGCAAAUUGGAGGGUGGAGACUGUGGGGAAGGAGUCCAGGUCCGCAGCCUUUCCUGUGUGGUCCACAGUGGCUCCAUCUCGGACUCCGCUGUGCGUGUGCAGGAGGCACAGUGCAAAGAUAUGCCCUUUCCCGAUGGCAUCCUGAAGCAGCUGUGCUCUGUGCCCUGCCCAGGCGACUGCCACCUAACGGAAUGGUCCGAGUGGAGCGCGUGUGAGUUAACCUGCGUCGAUGGAAGAAGCUUCGAGACAGUGGGCCGCCAAUCUAGGUCAAGGACAUUCAUAAUUCAGUCUUUUGAAAACCAAGACAGCUGCCCCCAGCAGGUUCUAGAAACACGUUCUUGUACAGGAGGCAAAUGUUAUCACUACACAUGGAAAGCAAGUCUUUGGAACAACAAUGAACGGACUGUAUGGUGCCAACGUUCAGAUGGCAUUAAUGUCACAGGAGGCUGCUCCCCUCAGGCACGCCCCGCUGCAAUUCGACAGUGUAACCCAGCCUGCAGGAAACCUUUCUCGUACUGUACACAGGGCGGAAUCUGUGGUUGUGAGAAGGGCUAUACAGAGAUAAUGAGAUCAAAUGGUUUUCUGGAUUACUGCAUGAAAGUUCCUGGCUCAGAGGAUAAGAAAGCUCAUGUGAAAAUCCUUGCUGGAAAAAACAGACCUGUGAAUUCAAAAAUACAUGAUAUUUUUAAAGGAUGGUCUCUUCAACCCCUUGAUCCAGAUGGCCGAGUAAAAAUUUGGGUUUAUGGUGUUUCAGGUGGUGGUUUCCUUAUCAUGAUUUUCCUAGUAUUUACUUCCUACCUUGUUUGCAAGAAGCCAAAACCACAUCAAAGCACACCUCCCCAACAGAAGCCUCUGACCUUAGCCUACGAUGGAGACUUAGACAUGUAAUCCGAAAAAGAAAUCCAAAUGUAGACAUCAACUGCCUUAACUGCUUUCUCUUUUGUAGCUCUCAGAAUUCUCAGUUUUUUGAGGAAUCUCACAGUGUGAUAUAUUAGGCAGAAUACAAAUACUGCAAAAGUAAUAUUGCCUCAGCUUCAUUUGGACAUGGAGUCAAGGAUUAUUUGGUCUGCCAUUUUGAUUUCCAGUUGUUUGUGGGUGUGAGUGUUUGAGUUUUUGAUUUUCCCAAGGGACCCGAAAACCCUUCUCUUCCUGUUUGGAAAUGGGAGGAAGAAUACAUGAUGGAAUUCCCAGAGACCUGAGUAAGCUUUAUCUUCUGUAGCAUGAUGACAAUCCGGAGGAAAGUCCAAUCAAGGCAUUUACUGUAAAUGACACGUCUGACACUGCAUUGUUACGCACUAUAUUAGUGCAAGUCUUUAUUCUUCCCAUCCUGCAACGCUGAGUUUUCUAGAGUUUACAUUAGUUCAAAGACUUUCAAAUUGGAUUGACUAUUUUCAUGAACACAGAGAGAAUGGGUUGCCAUUUCAGAAAUUCUCUGAGUUUUUAACCCUUAAAUAUUGUAUUUUGUUUUGUAGCCAGGGGGUGAUGGCACUUCAUGGACUAUCUCAUGAAAGAAAUGGAGUGUGUGUAAUUGAUGGGCUAGAUGAAAGCUAGCUUGUUUCUAAAUGAAAUUUGUACUAAAUGUUAGAGUGUACAAAUGAAAUAGGUGGUGAUACUGGAGAAUGAGGUAGAUCAUUUGAUUACUAAAACUGCAUUUUAACAACUUAGCAACGUAGAUAUAGAAGUAAUCACACAGUUGUAAUUCCGUUUAAUGAUGACAAACUCUGCUUUUGUAAUUUCAAUUUUCUUAUUCAAAUAUUUAUAAAUUCUUUUUUUGAAUUUAAGUAUCUGACCUCAUUUAAUAUACAUCAAAUGUCGAUCCUGUUUAUAGCAAGUCUUGCUUUUAUAAGGUUUCAAUAUCUAAAACACAUUAAAAACUGAAACCAUUUUAUGAAGAUAAUUGUUUGUAAUUGUAGAUGUUGAAAGUAAGAAGGUGCCAUCUUGUGGUAUUGACUUGUAUUUAUAACAAAUAAAGUACUCAAGAGACUG
Messenger RNA from Molossus molossus (Pallas's mastiff bat), 6093 nucleotides. RefSeq names its product thrombospondin type 1 domain containing 7B (gene THSD7B). The record is from RefSeq and is a predicted model, not a curated record. Bases 175 to 4995 code for a protein of 1606 amino acids. NCBI's taxonomy places the organism in Eukaryota, Metazoa, Chordata, Mammalia, Chiroptera, Molossidae. The transcript has 28 exons.